This is a messenger RNA of Populus trichocarpa (black cottonwood), 928 nucleotides long. RefSeq lists its product as uncharacterized. NCBI's taxonomy places the organism in Eukaryota, Viridiplantae, Streptophyta, Magnoliopsida, Malpighiales, Salicaceae. The record is from RefSeq and is a predicted model, not a curated record. The coding region runs from base 211 to 585 and encodes 124 amino acids. The transcript has 5 exons.
AAAAACGGUUGGCCACUAUGACAUGCUGUAGUGUUGAACGUCUGAUUCAAACACGGUAAAAAAGGAAGAAGAGAACUGGUACUAUAUGCUAGAGUGUCAAAUACCAUGAACAAGCACUGCAUCCUAUUACUUCUACAAAUAUCGAUCAAUUCACACUAAUUGAAGCUGCCUAUCGUUUUCGGGCAACUCGUUCGCCUUCCAGUAUAACCGAUGAUGAUGAUGCUCUAUGAUGGAUUCAAAGAAAUAAUAAAGAUUCAAAAGCUUCGCAGAGUCGUUUCUUAUACUGGUUUCUAUUGCUUUGUUGCCGUCAUGAGCUAUGCCUAUACAACCAAUACAACUAGAGCUGGAUAUUCUAGAGGUGACCAAUUCUAUGCAGCUUAUCCUGCUGGAACCGAGCUUUUAACCGACGCCACUAAGUUAUAUAAAGCUGCACUUGGCAAUUGCUUUGAAGCGGAGGAGUGGGGUCCAAUUGAGUUCUCCAUCAUGGCCAAGCACUUUGAACGUCAGGGGAAAUCGCCUUAUGCUUAUCAUGCACAAUAUAUGGCACACCUUCUUUCUCAUGGACAGUUUGAUGGAAGUGGCUAGAUUUGGGAACUCUACAAUGCUACCAAAAUGAGUGAACGACCAUUGGAAUUUCUGUCAUGGGAUGCCAGGAUAGAAUAAAAUUUAUUUCCUUUUUUUUGUGUUAAAUGGAGCAAUUGUAGAGUUGCUUAAAUGGUCCAUGUUUUAUUUAUUAUAUGUCACAUUCCGAAUCAGGUAGCAUUUUGUUAAAUUUCGAAUAGAUGCUUCAUCUUGUCUUUUCAUUCUCUAGAACUAGCCUCCUGACACUCAUUGGUAUGCCUUCGGAUGUCAUUGUUGCCUUCUCCUUCUCCUUUUGGUGGGGGAGAAAGGAUAUUUUAAUUCAGUUCACAAAGUUUGCGGGAAAGAA